Messenger RNA from Symbiodinium necroappetens, 435 nucleotides. NCBI's taxonomy places the organism in Eukaryota, Dinophyceae, Suessiales, Symbiodiniaceae. The record is from the annotation of a GenBank genome assembly.
GCCGUAGCCAACUUUUCCGUCGUGGACCUCCGGACACCUCCUAGCGACUCCCUGGUUCAGGGACUGGCCAAGGAGCUUCAUGGCGGAACUACAGUGAUCAUGUACAAGCUCGGAGAUGGCAUGGGGAGCGAUCCGAAUGCGCCCAAGGAGAUGACACCCGAGGAGAAGGAGGAGGUCAGCAAAGCCAACGGGGGCAAGGGUGAUUCAAUGCUUACAUCAGCUUGGAAGCACAUCCGGGAGAUUCGUGCCAAUAGCGGCAACGUGGUGGCAAGUGUUGUGAGUGUGGUGGAUCCGGAGAACUGCUUGACCAAGCUACUGUACCUGUUGUACAGAUUCAACGAUGAGGACGACUAUCCCUACUUCCCUCGCAAGCUCGGGGCUUGCGAUAUCGGCUGGAACUUCCAGACCGGAUCCGUUGCAGGGGGAAUUUUCUGA